CAUUUAACUGAGUUGUUUGCUGUGGUUGGUGUUGUCUUAAACAAAAUAAUUUUUACAUUAUUUAAGUGUAACAUUUAAAAUCGGUAAAUAUCACAAUGCAAGCUGAAAAUAAACCUGAUACUACUAAUAUUGAAGUUACAACUUCUACGAAUGAUACUACUGCAAAUGUUCAAGAUAAACCAAGCGUUUUCCAACGAGCAGAAAACCAUGGCGGCAAUGAAGGGACCGGCGAAAGAUUUGGACGUGGUGGAAGAUUCGGUGGCCCCAGAGGAGGAGGCGGCGGGGGCGGCUCCGGUUCGAAUCAGAGAGGUGGCAGAAACUUUGAACAAAGAAGAGGUGGUAACCGUGGAGGUUAUAGAGGUGGAAGAAAUGUGAAAACUGAGGGUGAGGGUGGAGAAGGUGGGUAUGGGUUUGAUAAUAGAGAUGACCAUAGUGGGGGUGGAAUGAGGGGACCAAGAGGUGGAAUGAGAGGACCUGAAGACAAAUUCUUGGAAAGAUUAAACCAAAUUAGAGGACCUACUUAUGAUUUACCUCCACUAGAUUUCACAGAAAAAAAGUUUAAUGGACGAAACAGAUUAUACAUAGGUAAUAUUGGAUCAGAAGUAACGGAAGAAGAAUUAGUUGAACUUUUUAAACCCUAUGGUGAAAUAGCUGAAGUUUUUGUGAAUAAAGAUAAAAACUUUGGUUUUGUCAAAGUAGAUUAUCAUUGCAAUGCAGAGAAGGCAAAAAGGGAACUUGAUGGCACUGUUGUUAAGUCUCGUACUUUGAAAAUAAGAUUUGCUCCUAAUUCAGCUUCAGUUAAAGUUAAAAAUCUUACUCCUUAUGUUUCCAAUGAAUUGCUGCACUAUGCCUUUUCUAUUUUUGGAGAGGUUGAGAGAGCAACUGUGUGUGUUGAUGAGAGAGGAAAAACCACAGGAGAAGCUAUCAUUGAUUAUGCUCGCAAGGGAUCUGCCCUACAUGCUAUUAGAAGGUGUUCAGAAGGUUGUUUCUUCUUAACUGGUUCUCUACAACCUGCGAUUGUAGAGUCUUUUGAUGUGGUAGAUGACAUUGAUGGAUAUCCAGAGAGAAACAUUAACAAGAAGAAUCCAGAAUUUUCAAAUGAGAGGGAACAAGGUCCAAGAUUCGCUGCUCCUGGCUCUUUUGAGAACGAGUACGGUAUGAGAUGGAAACAAUUGUAUGAUCUACAUGCACAAAAAGAAGAAGCUCUUAAGAAAGAAUUUGAUCUAGAAAAAGAAAAAUUAAUAGCUCAAAUGGAAUAUGCUAAAUAUGAGCAUGAAACUGAAAUGCUUAGAAAUCAAUUGAGAGCUAGAGAAAUGGACAAAGAUAGACAGAAGAGAGAGUGGGAAAUGAAGCAGAGGCAGGUGGAAGAAGAAAGAAUGAGAGCUGAAGAACUGAGGAGAAGAUCUCAAGAACAUUUGGAAUCGAGACUAUCCGUUCAAGAUGAAUUAAGAAGGAAACAACAAGAAAAUAACCUUUUCAUGCAAGCACACAAUUUGAAUUCUAUUCUAGAUCAACAAGAGCAUGUUUAUGAUACGCCAAUCGAAUAUAGUAAAGAUUCUCAAGGGGAUAAUGUAACAAUGGAUCCAAAAUCGUUCAUGAGUUCGUAUGAGCGCCACAGUGGCAAUCGCUUUGAACGCGACGUAUCACGUCAAGAAAGUAGUAACCGAGGCGGCGGACAUUGGGUCAACGAUAGUCGACACGCUGAUGAUUUGCCUAGUAAAAGACGUCGAUUUUAAGAAUUUUACUUAAUAUAAUAAAAUUUUUUAUAUUCGUUCUUGAAUACCCACUCACAUACUUAUUUAUUGUGGUAUUUACGAUUACCGUUUUUCUUUUCAACCUCCGAUCGCUCCGUGCAGACUACACUACACACUUCGCCAUUGUUGACAUUCAGGCGUCAGUCGGCGUUGUGCUACAGCCACGUAAACAUGUUAUUGAUGCUCCCGCCAAGUGUAAUUCGUUUUCUACUGGCUGAAGGCCAUAGUAUUGCAGAAAUCCAUCGUAGAAUGAAUCGGGUGUAUGGCGAAAACUUUGAGUGAUGAGAGUUAGGCGUGAAUGAUGUCGAAUGUCGAAAGUUUAAAGAUGAUGUGCAUGAUGAAGGGGACCAAGGUCGCAAAGCUGUCGUUUCAGAUGACAGAUUGACAGAUUGGUUAAAGGAAAUUGCAGAUUUACCAUUACUGCUUUGUCCACGAAAUUUCCAGAAGUUUCAAGGUCUGUUUUGUACUCUACUUGCAACUUCCUUUGAAGACGGUAUGGAAAAGCUUAUCAACAGAUAUGAUUUUCGGUGAUUCUGUACCGAAAAUCCGUAAGUGUACCAAUCUUUUCGUAAUAAAAAUAUUGUUUUAUAUGGUCUCUCCUUUUAUUUAUAGCCUAUCGGAGGUUGAAAGAAAAAUGGCCCUCGUAACUCUCGUUCUACGUACAUUCAUGAAAAUUUCAUGGGUGCACGUAAUAAAACGAUUUCUAAUUAACUUGGUAUAAGUAUUUAUAUUCAUAGCUUCAUUUUAUUAGUGUUUUGUGAAAUGUGUAGGUGUUACGUAAAUUGAAUUCAUAAUAUUAUUGUAUGCAUUUAAUAAAUGUAUAUACAAGUAGAAUAAAAAUUAAUCUUUACUUA
Molecule: messenger RNA, 2608 nt
Organism: Diorhabda sublineata
Lineage: Eukaryota; Metazoa; Arthropoda; Insecta; Coleoptera; Chrysomelidae
Product: hrp65 protein-like
Exons: 5
Coding region: 96-1736 (546 amino acids)
Biological process (GO): regulation of DNA-templated transcription
Cellular component (GO): nucleus
Molecular function (GO): RNA binding
Source: RefSeq, a predicted model, not a curated record